CUCCUACUCCUACGACCCGGCGGCUUCAGCUUCCCUCGUCUCCCCUCUGCUCCUCAGAUGGCGGCUGUCUCGUUCCGCCCCACGCCAAUCUGCAGCGGAAACUCUUCCUCGGCCUCGAAGCUCAACAAUGGCUUCUCGAAGCCUCUCGCCUUCCCGACGAAGCUCUCGCCGGCCGCGUCGGCCGCCGGGUCUCGCCACUCGCACAAGGCGCUGGUGGUGGCAUCCGCCGGGAGCUUCGACAAACCAAUCGCCGCCGACAACAGCCCAUUAGCGGUCUCCAACCCUUCUCCCGUCACUCGACCUAAUAAUACCAGGGUCAGGAGGCAUACUAUUUCCGUGUUUGUUGGUGAUGAAAGUGGAAUGAUAAAUCGGAUUGCCGGAGUCUUUGCAAGGCGGGGAUACAAUAUUGAGUCCCUCGCUGUCGGUCUGAACAAGGACCGGGCCCUCUUCACCAUAGUUGUUUCAGGAACCGAAAGGGUCUUGCAGCAAGUUAUGGAGCAGCUUCAGAAGCUCGUGAACGUGGUGAAGGUUGAAGAUAUAUCUAACGAACCCCAGGUUGAGCGUGAAUUAAUGCUCAUAAAAGUCAGCGCCGAACCUGAACAUCGUGCUGAGAUUAUGUGGUUGGUGGACAUCUUUAGAGCAAAAAUUGUGGAUAUUUCCGAGCACUCCUUAACAAUUGAGGUAACUGGAGAUCCAGGAAAGAUGGUGGCAGUGCAAAGAAACUUAAGCAAGUUUGGCAUCAGGGAAAUAGCAAGAACUGGAAAGAUUGCUCUUAGAAGGGAAAAAUUGGGCGCAUCUGCUCCAUUUUGGCGAUUUUCAGCCGCUUCCUAUCCGGAUUUGGAAGGAACCAUGCCCGUUAAUUCUGUAAUGGCGGGUGCUAGAGAUAGAACAGUUCCUGGUGAAACUGAUGCAUAUGUUGGGGGAGAUGUUUACCCAGUGGAGCCAACUGACGGUUUCAGUGUCAAUCAAGUGCUUGAUGCUCAUUGGGGCGAUCUCAAUGAUGAAGAUAUGAGUGGACUUCGGUCACACACUCUAUCAAUGCUCGUUACUGACUCUCCUGGAGUUCUCAAUAUCGUUACGGGUGUCUUUUCAAGAAGGGGGUAUAACAUUCAGAGUUUAGCUGUGGGACACGCAGAAGUGGAAGGACUCUCUCGCAUUACAACCGUGGUUCCUGGUACUGAUGAAUCAAUCAGCAAGUUGGUACAGCAACUUUAUAAGCUGGUAGAUCUCCAUGAGGUUAAGGAUAUAACUCACGCACCAUUUGCUGAACGUGAGUUGAUGCUGAUAAAGAUUGCUGUAAAUGCUGCUGCUCGGAGAGAUGUCCUUGAUAUUGCCAGCAUUUUCAGGGGAAAGGCCGUUGAUGUUUCUGACCACACAAUUACUCUUGAGCUCACAGGAGAUCUGGAUAAGAUGGUUGCGCUGCAGAGGUUGUUGGAACCGUAUGGCAUUUGUGAGGUGGCACGAACUGGGAGAAUAGCAUUAGUACGCGAGUCGGGCAUUGAUUCUAAGCACCUGCGUGGAUAUGCUUUUCCUCUGUGAGUUGUGAGGCUUCUCGUGCUAAUGGGAAGUUCGAUGCGGUCAAUGUUUCUUUGCCAAUUGCCAGGGAUCCUAGAGUAGUCCCGUUAAAUGGGUGAGGAAGAAAUAACUUAUGAUGAGCAAUGUAGAGCUUCACGUGUUAUUCCUGCGUGCUGCACGUGUGGAUGUAGUUUUGUAAUUUUUAGUGA
This is a messenger RNA of Rhodamnia argentea, 1724 nucleotides long. RefSeq names its product acetolactate synthase small subunit 2, chloroplastic. The record is from RefSeq and is a predicted model, not a curated record. Gene Ontology annotation, biological process: L-valine biosynthetic process. The transcript is spliced from 12 exons. Gene Ontology annotation, molecular function: acetolactate synthase activity; acetolactate synthase regulator activity. NCBI's taxonomy places the organism in Eukaryota, Viridiplantae, Streptophyta, Magnoliopsida, Myrtales, Myrtaceae. Bases 58 to 1539 code for a protein of 493 amino acids. Gene Ontology annotation, cellular component: cytosol.